Molecule: messenger RNA, 324 nt
Organism: Adineta steineri
Lineage: Eukaryota; Metazoa; Rotifera; Eurotatoria; Adinetida; Adinetidae
Source: the annotation of a GenBank genome assembly
AUGCUUCGUAUAUGUAAUAAUUUAUUACGACGACAAACAUCACAAAUAUUAAUUGCAACAAGAUUAACAAGUACAGAUCCAACAGCUGGUUCUAUAAAUGCUCAUCAUGAUAAAUUUGCUGAACGUGAACAAGCAUUAGAAAAUUCAUAUUUUCGAAAAUUAAACGAUGAACUUUUGGGACAAUUACGUGAUCGACAUACUGAUUUAGAAAAACAUGCGGAUAAUAUUGAACAAGAACAAAAACGAAUUGAAGAACAAAUUAAAAAAUUAGAAAAGAAACGAGAUGAAUUAUCUAAACGAUCACAACAAUCAACAAAAAAUUAA